Messenger RNA from Oikopleura dioica, 438 nucleotides. Lineage: Eukaryota; Metazoa; Chordata; Appendicularia; Copelata; Oikopleuridae. The record is from the annotation of a GenBank genome assembly.
AUGCGUUUUGGCAUUUCCCUUCGGAAUUACUCGAUCCGACUCGACCCAAGAAAAUUCAAAAUUGCAGAAAAAUCAGCUGCUGGAGAACUCUCCAUCGUUUCCAAAAUUGAUCUGGGCGUUCAAGCCAGCAUUCCCUACCAAAUCAAGAUGACCGGCGAGAAUGGGAAGCCGUUUUACUUUGCUGGGCAGAUUCACGCUGUUUCGAAGAAAAAUCUCGUCGGAAUCGCGGGAGAAAUCGACGAAGGGAGCGAAACGGGGUUUAUUUAUGAUGAAAAGAAUGAAGAUCAUUUGGGCGAUCUUUUCAACAAGGAUGAUCUUUCGAAAAAUGUAUUCGGCUGCGAAACCGCCUUCAAAGAAGUAGAAUACGAUCUCGUUUUCGAUGGUUCCUCUGAAAAAGCUGUUAUUCACUCAAUUGAGGGUCAAAUUCAACUGACAUAA